Culex pipiens pallens (northern house mosquito) is the source of this 3721-nucleotide messenger RNA. RefSeq names its product inositol-pentakisphosphate 2-kinase (gene Ipk1). The transcript is spliced from 13 exons. Gene Ontology annotation, biological process: inositol phosphate biosynthetic process. The coding region runs from base 869 to 2599 and encodes 576 amino acids. Lineage: Eukaryota; Metazoa; Arthropoda; Insecta; Diptera; Culicidae. The record is from RefSeq and is a predicted model, not a curated record. Gene Ontology annotation, molecular function: ATP binding; inositol-1,3,4,5,6-pentakisphosphate 2-kinase activity. Gene Ontology annotation, cellular component: nucleus.
GCGGCAGAGAAUUUAGCAGAAAAAGUCAGCGCUCGAAAAGUGUUUCCCAAAUCCGGAGCAAGCAAAAAAGUGCAUCGUCAAUGUCCUGUUCAGUGUGUGCAUAAAUUAAGCUUCAAUUGCCGUCGAAGGUUGCAUAAUUAUCGAGUGUGUGCAAUAAGUUCCAGUGCAUUGUGUUACAAGUUUACCUGAAAAAAAUGUUUCCUGUUCUACUAAAGAAAAUCAAUUCCCAAGUCGUCAGCCAAAAAGUCCAUGUGGCGCUAUUUUGGGCGGUGAAAUAAUUCCAAUUGGAUAAUCCGUGCUGCCCACACAGGGUUCCAAUUGCACACACAGCAUCGGAACCAAACUCCAGAUCUCGUUGUCCCUCCAGCCAACCUCUCGGUGUGACCUUCUCCAGUUGCACCUGCCAGCCUGUUUGUGCUGUUGAUGCUGAUUAUCCCGACUUGAAAAAAUAUUGAUUGCACACCUAUCAUCAUCAUCGUCAUCUUGGCUGAAAUCAUCACGCAGAGAAAUCCACGCGCGAAGGCCCUUACCCGUCCGGCAGAGACCCCCAGACUUCGAAGAAUUGAUGGAUUAGAGUCGAGUCGCGUGCAGCAAGAGUCGCACGUAGGAGUCGCCCCUGGUUUGAAACUCAUUAGUGUCCGGAGAAACGACGACGAUGAUGGCAGCAGCCCGGAGUCCCGUAAUUGUCUCCAAUCAAGCCGUCGUCAGUAGCAGCUGAUCUACGCUUCCAUACGGGUCCAUCAGCGGGGUCAAUCGCGCUACGACCAACGCCAAGUUCUAAGGGAGAGUGCACUUUAAUUGGAAUCCCCGGUUUCAACCAGCAGAAGUGCGUCCUAAGAUAUUGGGCCAGCGUUUCAAUCGACCCAGAAUGGGAAAGAUCAACAGCUACAGCGGAGCUGAUGCGGGAGGAGUUGCGCUGGAGAGCAACUGCUUGGAGCACUGGAGAGUUCCGGUAUCCAGGAGAUUCGUGGAACCGGUGGCGGAGCUAGGACGGCAGUGGCCGCUGAGGCCGACGAUCAUCAGGGUGAGCGAUGCUGAAGACAGGUUGAUCGAGCAGGACCAGGUAGUUUGUCACCGGGAAGAAGACGAAGAGGAGAACGAAGAGGAUCGGGACCACGUAGCGGCGAUCGAUGAGAGUCGGCUGGAGUACCGAGCGGAGGGCAACGCCAACAUCGUGAUGGCCGUGCAGGGCAGCCGGUACGUGCUGCGGCUGAGGAAGACGGAUGUGGCGAGGAGUGACGGAAAGGAUUCACCGAUCGAUCUGGUGAGGUUCAUCAAGUAUACCAGGGUGAUGGCCAGCCUGUUUUCGGAACAUUUUGUCCCCGAGCUGAAGCUGGGCCGCGUUGAGACGUACGACCUGGACGCGUUUAACAAGAAGUUGGUAGAAUUUCGACCCGUGACCCGACUGGACAAGGAAAUCCGAGUACGUGACGGCAUCCUGUAUCCCGACGUGGCGUUUUUGCCGGCCAAGCUGGGACCGUACGGUGGUUGUGGUGGAGUCCAGCAGAGGGACAACUUCGUCGAGAGCUGCACCGAUUAUGGGCAGGAUGCCCGCUCCCUUCCCUCCAGCACGUACUGCGUGGAGAUUAAACCAAAGCAGGGUUGGUCCUUCCUGGACGGAAAUUACACCGAGGAGGAGGAACCGUUUCCAAACUGUGAUAGCCUGGCGCUUCCGGAGCUGGCCGGAACGAGCGGCGGCAAGUGUCGCUUCUGUCUGUUUCAGUAUUUAAAGCUUCAAAGGAAAACCAUAGGAACAAUAAGCAAAUACUGUCCGUUAGAUCUCUUCUCAGGGAAGCCCCUCCGGAUGCUGCGCGCCAUCAAGGGCCUGAUCGGGGCACCGCAGAACAACUUCAAACUGACCAAGAACGGCCGAAUCGUGUACGAAGAGACGCGGGAAAAGUGCAUGCUCAACCGGGUGCUGAAGGAGAUCUUUCAGCGGGACCAGCAGAACAAGGAAAGACGAAAAACCAUUUUUAUGAACCUGAUAAAGGAAACUUUGCUGAAGGAUUACUCGGUGAAUGAGGCGAACUCGGACCGAACCCUGCUAACGAUUCGGAAGGACAGGAAAAAGAAGGAUAAGAACCUUAUACACGAACGUACCUGUAGUCCAAUUAAUUACCAGUUUCUACCGGAGAAUUGUGCGCUCAAGCAGAUCCAGGACGUGCAGCUACUGGUGAAGUCAAAUCUGACGACGGUUCAGCCGGACAAGUUGCGAAAGCACGAGUACGUUGACGAGCUGUACGAAAAGUGUGUCGACUGCGGUGAAGACUGCUCCAACACCUUCAUCGAUAGUCGUCGGAGUUUGAGCCACUUUGUCGAGCAGUACCUUAGCCCGGAGGAACGGUACCAGCUGGGUGCGACCGCACUCGAUUGCUCCAUCAUGAUUACAUUUAGGCGGUUGGCGGACCGCGAGGAGGAAAGCCUUCCGGCGGUCGCCCAGCGCCACAUUAUCAGUAUUGAGGGCAUCAAGUUUCUGACCAACGUGACCAUCACCGACCUGGACCCGAAAACGCUCCAGCACGUGCAGCGCAAGUACCUCGGCCAGCUGCGCGAGUCCGCCGUCGCGUAUCGCGAGUUUCUGUCCAAGAUUAAGCGUUAAAAGUUGAGGGGUUUCGUGCAUUUUUCUAAUGAGAAUUAAGUGUAUUUUUAGCUUAGCUUAGGUUAGAGUUUGCUAAAGCAUCCUGUCGACAGAAUUUAUCAGUUUUAUUUAAAACACUUUUGUGUCACCAAGUUUUACACUCACCUUUUAGCACUACUUUUUUUUAAAUCAAUAUCUGUUGAAAGCUCUCAUUGAUCAAAAUACGUAUUCAGAAAAUUGCAAUAGAAAAAAAUAGUUUCCGGGAAUUAGAUUUAAAAUUUAACUUUUGUAUUCACUUAGACAGACGUCGUCAAGUUUUAGUAAAGGUUUUAGUAGAUUUAACUCAUUGUGCUCAACAUACUUUCUAGAUAGCAUCGUCGUUAGCCUAACACAACAAAAUAUUUAUUAAAAAUGACAUAUUAAAAGUAAUAUUAAAAUUAAUGCAAUUUGCAAUAACUACCGAGGAAGUAACGUAUGCUGCACAAGGUUGUAGAAGGGCCAAUAAUUGUGAGCUGUUAAAGAAAAAAUAUUUAUCAAAUUUGUACUUUUUUCUACAACGGUUAAAAUUACCUAACACAAAAUAUAAGUGUGUCGUACCGGAAUGAUGUGAUCAAGUAGUUAAAGCGUAGUAAACAAUUGUGUCCAUAGUCGUCACCUUUUGUCACACUACACAAUGUUUUGUCUAUCUAUGGAAAGGUAAUAAAAAUUGUGGAAAAUAAAUCAAGCAAAUAAAAAUAAAAUAUGUUUUCAAAUCGUACAAAAAACUUAAAUUUGCAUUUAUGUUCUCCUUCAAGAACCAGAGAUCCCCAUUCACGAGAACACGAGAAAAGGGCGAAUAAGCCUUUUGUAAGUUUGAACUAUUUAGCAAAUUUUCAGGCUAACAUUUUGGCAAAACUCACAGUGUAAAACAAUAGGUUGUCUCUCCUUCUUUUAACACGACGGUUUUUGUUUAAUAGUUUCAGAAUUUGUAAAAUAGUUCCAGCUGUCAAAAUGUGUAUUCAAUGUCAUAGCUAAAUAAAAAAAAAAAGCUUAAUUAGUUAAAUCUCCCAAAAAGCCAUUGGAAAUAAGUUUUAUAGUUGAUGUCGUUAAAUUAAAAAAGGUACGAAAAAUCAGAAAGCUUAAGAAUUUCCUUAAAAAUAAAAG